AUGGCCAGGUUCCGACCCAUUGAGGUCAUUCGCGAAACAUGGAAGAUCUACACACCCGUCGAACGGCGAAACAUCGCUAUAUACAUCGCCGGUAUUAUGAUGUACAAGUUUGGACUUGAAGCAUUCAAUGGCUCCGUCAUCGCUCUUGCAACCAACCGCUAUGAUGAACUCGAAAAACGGACGCACAUCUCGAUCACGUUCCAGCGUGUGGGCAUCCUGACUGGACUCAACCAGGCCUUCCAGUGUGUGGGUUCGAUCUUGAUAGCACCUUUGAUCAAGAGGUAUCCAACGAAGAAUGUUCUGGCUUGCGCCAUCUUGGUCUUUGGGGUGAUGAGCAGCAUACUUCUCAUCCUGGACGCAGCAACUGGUGGUAAAUUCGUACCGAAGGGACACCCAAAAGGAGAUUUCAGUUACUACGGAGACUACAACACCGACGGCAUGAUCCCAAUCUACUGUGUGUGCGGUGUUGUAUACGGCAUGGUAGAGCUCAUUCGAAGAGUCAUCCCUCGAGAUCUCGUAGGCGGCAAUGUCCAAAAGCUACGACAAAUGGACUCGCUCGUCCACAUUUUCUACGAGGUUUCAGGCACGGCAGGCGCAUUCUGCACAGCGCUUGCUUUGAUUCCGCACUUCGGCAACAACUUCUCCUUCAUCAUCACACCAAUCUUCUUCGCCGCAGCAUCGUUCCUCUGGUUCUUCAUUCAAGAAGCGGGGCCUCAAGUCGAAAGCAACCUGGUCCUCGAGGGCCAGCCAACAUACGUUAAGGCUGUAGGAAGCGGCUUCUACCUGUUCUUCGAAUCGAUCUGGACCGGCGGCAGGAUCAUCUUCACGCACAGAAAGUUCGUAUGGCUGCUUCCCGGAUAUGCAGUUGCCCUCUACGGGCACCGAUACCUCGAAAACGCAGUCGCGCCCGCAGUCGCUCGUCGAUACCUUGGAAACUCAGCUUGGGCGCAGAUUAUGGUUGGCGGCUCGAACUUUGGUGAACUGCUGGGUGCAUUGUUCGUGUUCAUGUUCACAAAUCUAGUGCAAACGCCGAUGCCCUGGCUGCGUAUCGACGCGCUAGCUCUUCUGAUUGUCUGGUAUCUGCCAUUCUGGCACCCACCGAAGGGCGAUGUAGGGCAGGCAUGGAUCGUUGCAGCGACGUUCCUUCCCAUCAGUUUCGGUUGGGCUGCCGGCGACGUGUCUCUUGCGGCUUACAUUCAAGCGUCGCUCGCACGCAUCGAGUCGGAUACCAAGAAUGUCUCAGCACUUGGCGCAGUCAUGGCUUUCCUCUACAGCUCAUACAUCGUCACCUACGCCAUCGCAUCAGUGUGCUUAGGCACAUACAUCGAUCGAGUAUCUGAUGCGAACAACGAUCAGAUUCAGCCUGCUAUACGAAACGUUGCAGGCAUUCAGUUCACAAUCAUUGCCAUGCUCGUUAUGACGAGUACUUUUGUACCCAAGGGUGCGUUCGCCUUCAACCCCAAGAUGCUCAGCGACGAAGCGCUGGACACAGAUCUUGAAGAUGAGGAUCUGGAGUAUGUGCCUGGCGGGCACUCAAAGUAUAAAGAUAGUCACGAAAGCCACGAGAUGGUGAGCAGAGUGACAGCCGGCGGCGUAACAACCCCACAAGCCGACCUCCUCGCCUCCAAAUCAAAUUACGAGCUCAUCUCCAGUGGCCAGCACCUAGAAAUGGGUCUGCACUUCAGCACCGCCAUGGCGACGGGAGUAAUGAUGAAGCGCGCCACGCAUCGGGCGGCCGAGCAAGCGCGGCGCGACCGUAUGAAAACCGCCAUGGUUGAUCUCGCCGAAUUCCUGCUUGACGGCGAAGUCACGUUUGGCAGCGGAACGACGUGUUUUGUUGUUAUGCGAGGUGAUGGCGGGAAGGAUAGUAAGGAGCUGGAUGGUCAGAGUGUUGGGAUGAGUGAGGGGAGUGGGAAGGGGAAGCCGGGGGAGAAGAGAACGGUUAACAAGGCGCGGUUGAUUGAGAUGGCGCUCGAGAAGAUGAGGGCGCAGGAGAAGGAGAUUGAGCUGUUGAGGAAGGAGGUAGAGGAUUUGAGGUGUGGGGAUAAGAUGGAUGAGACGUAA
Macroventuria anomochaeta is the source of this 2064-nucleotide messenger RNA. RefSeq lists its product as uncharacterized. The transcript is spliced from 4 exons. NCBI's taxonomy places the organism in Eukaryota, Fungi, Ascomycota, Dothideomycetes, Pleosporales, Didymellaceae. The record is from RefSeq and is a predicted model, not a curated record. Bases 1 to 2064 code for a protein of 687 amino acids. Gene Ontology annotation, molecular function: protein dimerization activity.